AGGCAAUCCAACUCUUUGUCCGGUGUUUGAUACUAUCCAGUGCGCUGUCCAUCUCCGCCGCCUGUUGCCGCUCUGCGAUAUCUCGGCUGUUUCUUUACGACGCUCGACUGAAUUCCACAGAUCCCGACACCAUCGGACCUUCUCCCGCCCGGCUUCCGCCACUCAACACUCUCGGCAGAGCGCAGCAAAUCAACAAACCUUCAAAAUGGCCGCUCGCGCACCUCCCGCUGGUCGACCAGGCCUGAACACUCGCUUCGCGCAGUUUAAACUAGUUCUUUUGGGCGAAUCUGCUGUUGGAAAGAGUUCAAUAGUCCUGCGUUUUGUCAAGGACCAAUUCGACUCCUUCCGAGAAUCCACCAUUGGAGCAGCUUUCCUCACCCAGACUAUCUCUCUCGAUGAGAACACGACGGUCAAGUUCGAGAUCUGGGAUACCGCUGGUCAGGAGCGAUACAAAUCCCUUGCUCCCAUGUACUACCGAAAUGCCAACUGUGCCGUCGUUGUAUAUGAUAUCACGCAAUCCGCAUCACUAGACAAGGCCAAGGCGUGGGUAAAGGAACUCCAACGCCAGGCAAACGAGAACAUCAUCAUUGCCCUUGCUGGCAACAAGCUUGAUUUGGUCACUGAGCAGCCCGAUAAGCGAGCCAUCCCAACUGCAGAUGCCGAGGCCUAUGCCCGCGAGGCCGGCCUCCUCUUCUUCGAGACGUCUGCCAAGACGGCUGAGAACGUGCGAGAACUCUUCACCGCCAUUGCGAAGAAGCUACCCUUGGACCAAGUCGGACCCAGACAUGCUCGACCCGGGCAGCGUCCCGGCGUCAGCCUUGCACCAGAGAAUUCCAACACUAAUGUCAACGGACCAUGCAGCUGCUAGACAACACAUGAUAAGAGGUUGCGGCGGGACGUCUAAUGAUGCCUAUGUACCUACGUCCUGCAAUGCAUCCAUGGGGGUGGAUCAUUCAGGUUCAGGCCGGGAUAGACUGACAGCAGUGAUUCAAAGCCUUGGCUUGCAUCAAGCAAGUCCAGGUGCGUCGUAUAUUUCUCGGAGUCUUGGGUUUGGAGGGUUAUUGGCCGACGAUUUAUUGUUUUUGGUCUCUUUUUUAUUUUCCUCUUUUUUUUUUUCUUUUUUAAUAUGCACCUUUGAUAUUUUUGUGCUCGUCUUGAUGCACUGGGAUGUGCAUAGGGACUUCAAAGGUAGAUUCUCUCGCAGAUGGGCUUAUUCUGAGCUACGGGAUGCCUAGUGGAGGAUUAUGAGAUACGGGAACGAUGUGUAUUCUGUCCUUCGGUGAAUCUGACUGAGCGUCUAAUAGAUUGCUGCUUUGAUUAG
Messenger RNA from Trichoderma virens Gv29-8, 1321 nucleotides. Its product is annotated as secretion-related small GTPase. The transcript has 5 exons. The record is from RefSeq and is a predicted model, not a curated record. Gene Ontology annotation, molecular function: GTPase activity; GTP binding. The coding region runs from base 206 to 868 and encodes 220 amino acids. NCBI's taxonomy places the organism in Eukaryota, Fungi, Ascomycota, Sordariomycetes, Hypocreales, Hypocreaceae.